GCCUCGGCUUCUCUCCCCCACCGCAUGGCUCUAUCACGUGCUUCUCAUCUCCGCCUCCUCGCCGGCGCCGGAGCUCCUCCGGCGAGAUCCUUCCACUCGCAUCCCUACCAAGCCAAGGUGGGGGUGGUGGAGUUCCUGAACGGGGUCGGGAAGGGGGUGGAGGCGCACGCGUCCAAGGUGGAGGAGGCGGUGGGCGGCGACCUGCAGAGGCUGCUCGAGGCCCGCACGCUGCGGCUCAAGAAGCUCGGCAUCCCCUGCAAGCAUAGGAAGUUAAUUUUGAGUUUCGCGCACAAGUAUCGUCUUGGUCUCUGGAAGCCCCAAGCAGAACCUAAGAAAGUGCAAGGAAGUUGAUUUAUCUUGAAGUGGACUACUUUGAAAACAAAUAUCUGCUAUCAUUAUGCUAACCUGGGAAAAUGCAAUGAAGUUAGUUUCUAAUUUCUUCCUGAAGUGUCCUACUUGGAAAGUUAUUUGCUAUCCAGACUUAAAGAAUUUGUCAGAUAACUACUUGGAAAACUGUUAGCGUUUGGGCUUGAGAAUUUGUUAGAUGUUGAGUUGUUGCAUUGUAGUUUCUAUGCAACGGUCUGAACUGUGCCCAUGCUAUAUAGCAAGCGUUGGAUGGAAUCUGAAAGUUGUCUUGUGCUUUCAGAACUUUGUUCUCACUUGUUUGAAACAAUAAAUCCUACCGAUAACUUGUCUUCUUUAUUGUUAGGUUAAAAACAUUUGUUAUUUGUGUUUUGCUG
Molecule: messenger RNA, 740 nt
Organism: Oryza brachyantha (malo sina)
Lineage: Eukaryota; Viridiplantae; Streptophyta; Magnoliopsida; Poales; Poaceae
Exons: 3
Coding region: 25-351 (108 amino acids)
Source: RefSeq, a predicted model, not a curated record